Messenger RNA from Penicillium bovifimosum, 636 nucleotides. RefSeq lists its product as uncharacterized. Lineage: Eukaryota; Fungi; Ascomycota; Eurotiomycetes; Eurotiales; Aspergillaceae. The transcript has a single exon. The record is from RefSeq and is a predicted model, not a curated record. Bases 1 to 636 code for a protein of 211 amino acids.
AUGGCUCGCCCUCCAGAUACCACAUGGGAGCUGUUUCACAACCUCAGAGUCCACCCGAGCUGGGGAUAUGUUAUUUAUCGUACUACCUACUCCUCUGUAUCUGACGCACACUUCUCCACCGUGUUCAACUAUCUCGAAGCCUGCAUCAGAAAAUCAUUCUUUGCAGAAGCAGCAGAAUAUGCAAGUACUGGGGGAGAUCCCGCGAUCUACCAGGGAAUAUGGGCCCAACACAGCCUUACUGUUAUCGAAGAUGCGAUGCAGCUCGAUGGGGUAUCAAUCGAUUCGAUUCGCGCUCGCUUUGAGGAGUGGGUAGAUGUACAGGGCCAGCGUGAUAAAUUCAAUAAGUAUCGAAUGUGUAUCGUCAUCGAUGAGGAAUGCCUCCAGACGCUACUAGGUACAUCAGCGGAGGCUCUAGACCAGGAAACACAGUACGUUCGAGAUAAGACCGUACGGUACGUGAAGGUUGUGGAAGCGUGGCCGAUAAUCGACGAGGGUGACGAAGACGAGUUUCUGGGAUGGAUGAAGUGUUGGUCGCGCGCGUUAUGGGAUCUUUGGAGCAUGAUGGGCGACGGUGCUGAAAUGAGUUUGUCCUGGGACAAGAUAAGUGAUUUUUGUCCUGGGGUGUAUCGUGGAUGA